AUUGAUUGGACAGUUAUCUGCAAUCAUAUAUCAAGUAUCAACCAUCUUAUGAGCUUGGUUGCUCAACGUCUAGCCAACGUGUUGAAGCGAAUCGCCAUAUGAGGCCUUUUUAAAACUAAUAAUAAAAUUACGAGACCCCAACAAUUAUACUUUCAUCCCUACAAAUAAUUAUUUUUUUCCCAUUUUAUCCUUUUCAUUAUUUGACUUUACCCCUACAAUUUUUUUUCAUAACAUUAAAUUUUUUUUAUCCUCAAAAUUUCAAACCGGAAUACUUAAAGAAAGAAAUCCGGUAUGUAACAAUCUAUGAUGAGAUGAAGAUUGGUACCGGAAAACUAUGAUAGUGAAUUCCAGUUAGCAAAAUAGCAAGAUCUGGAUUUCUUGUGCUGCACUAUAGCACCGCUACCCUUGCUCUUUUUCAAAGCUUCAAGGCUCUUGUUAUCUAACAAUAGAAUAGCAGCUUGAGGAAAGUAACGACUGAUAUGAUCACCAAUAUUCUUUGCCACACCACCAAGCUCAAAUUCAUCAGACCCCUCAUUGGCAUGAAAAUAACCAACUAUGUUCAAACCUUUAGCAGAAAAGUAUUUCUCUAUCAGAAUGAGAGAGAUCUCCAAUUGAGAAUGGAAGAAGAGGGAUUUGACGCCUCAAACCCAAACACUUCUUGAAUCGCCGCUUAUCGAUUUCAGUUUUCCUUCUGGCCUCAGAUCUCUACUCGUAAAACCCAAAUCUCUUCACGCCUCAGAUCUAUCUCCGAUUUCUCUCUUCACACCUCAAAUCCCCAAUCGCCACUCUUCACACACCUUAAAUCCCUCAAAUAGAUUUCUUCAAUUUCCCAAUCUCACGAUCUCACCUCAUCCAAUCUAUCUAUAUAAACCCACCCAUUCAAGAUCCAUUUUCUUCCAUCUCUGCAUCCUUCUCCUCUAUUUCCACACUCUCCUCUCAGGUUUGGGUGCUUGAUUAACUAGUUAUAAUAAUGGCUGCUCUCAAACCUGGUGUCAUUGCUUUGUUUGAUGUUGAUGGGACUCUUACUGCUCCUAGGAAGGGGGCUACUCCAGAGAUGUUAAAAUUCAUACAAGAACUACGUAAGAUUGUAACGGUUGGAGUUGUUGGCGGUUCUGAUCUUGUGAAGAUAUCUGAGCAACUUGGCCCGACAGUUACCAAUGACUAUGAUUAUGUAUUUUCUGAGAAUGGUCUUGUGGCUCAUAAGCAAGGAAAGCUCAUUGGAACUCAGAGCCUGAAGACAUUUGUUGGGGACGAAAAGCUCAAGGAAUUUAUUAAUUUUACGCUUCAUUACAUUGCUGACUUGGAUAUCCCUAUUAAGAGGGGAACAUUUAUAGAGUUCCGUAGUGGGAUGCUGAAUGUGUCGCCGAUUGGGCGAAACUGUAGCCAAGAAGAAAGAGAUGAAUUUGAGAAGUAUGACAAGGUUCAGAACAUCCGCUCAACAAUGGUUUCUAUACUUCGCGAGAAGUUUGCACACCUUAACUUAACAUUUUCCAUUGGAGGACAGAUAAGCUUUGAUGUUUUCCCUCAAGGUUGGGACAAAACAUACUGCUUGAGAUACCUUGAUGAUUUCAAGGAAAUCCACUUUUUUGGUGACAAAACUUACAAGGGUGGAAAUGACCAUGAAAUCUAUGAAUCUGAACGGACUGUUGGUCACACAGUUACCAGCCCUGAAGAUACCAUAAAGCAGUGUAAAUCUUUGUUCGUGGAAAAUUAAGAUUUUGCAGCUGCACAUCAUAACUGAUACUGAACAACAUGGAGCAAUGUUUUACAGAGAAGACCACAGGAUUCAAAUCUCAUAAAGCCUAAACAGUCUUAAAUUGUUAUACUGGAUUUUCCAUCAUCUGUGAUAGAGUACUUGAUUUGUUCUAGUAAUCCUUAAUUGUAAUUGAUGUGUUUCCUGGAAAUAAUGAAGUCACUAUAGUUAAAUUUCAUCUUUGCUUAUUCA
Messenger RNA from Trifolium pratense (red clover), 1945 nucleotides. Its product is annotated as phosphomannomutase-like. Gene Ontology annotation, molecular function: phosphomannomutase activity. The record is from RefSeq and is a predicted model, not a curated record. The transcript is spliced from 13 exons. Lineage: Eukaryota; Viridiplantae; Streptophyta; Magnoliopsida; Fabales; Fabaceae. Gene Ontology annotation, biological process: mannose metabolic process; protein N-linked glycosylation; GDP-mannose biosynthetic process. Gene Ontology annotation, cellular component: cytosol. The coding region runs from base 971 to 1714 and encodes 247 amino acids.